Molecule: messenger RNA, 1467 nt
Organism: Baudoinia panamericana UAMH 10762
Lineage: Eukaryota; Fungi; Ascomycota; Dothideomycetes; Mycosphaerellales; Teratosphaeriaceae
Exons: 1
Biological process (GO): peptidyl-serine phosphorylation; mitotic spindle assembly checkpoint signaling; chromosome segregation
Cellular component (GO): nucleus; spindle; kinetochore
Molecular function (GO): protein serine/threonine kinase activity; ATP binding; protein serine/threonine/tyrosine kinase activity
Source: RefSeq, a predicted model, not a curated record
GAAGUGCAACAUCCUUCCGAAGCACAGCAUGAGCAGCCAAAGGCCGUGCUCGAGCAUAGACUACCACAACCUGUACCUAGCUUGAGUAGAGCCCCGUAUCGAUAUGUUGCACCGAAGAUACACACCGAUGCAUCUGAGGACCAGGAGAAUAUGCCACCACCAACUUUCAAGCGAAACAAGGACCAGGAUUUCAAGUAUCUAGGUCAGCGCCAGGUUGUCGUUCUGUCAGAUGGUGAGAAGCCUAAACCACACCUCGUCGACGAGACGCCUGUUCCGGUACCACCACAGGAACGUAAGGCUCUCGGUACGAUAAGCGGUAACACUCCGCAUCGUCCAGCACCAGCUCCACCCCCGAAGAUGUCUGUUCUCGAGACCGCAACAACAACAGCCGGCGCUAGCGUCACCAAGUCGAAGAAGAAGCGUACGCAUAUCGUUGUCAAUGGUAAGAUUUUCACUCAGAUGGGCAAAAUUGGCAAGGGUGGCUCCAGCGAUGUGUAUUGUGUGAUGGCUGAAAAUUACAAAACGUUCGCCCUCAAGCGUGUCAAGCUCUCGGACUGCGAUGAGAGUGCCGUUCGCGGCUACAAAGGCGAGAUAGACCUCCUCAAGAAGCUGACGGAAGUCGAACGUGUCGUCCGACUGUUUGAUUGGGAGCUGAAUGAGGAGAAGCAAGAAUUGUGCGUGCUGAUGGAGAAGGGUGAUACGGACCUCAAUCGCAUUCUUACCCUUCGUCUCAACGGCACAGACGCCAAGUUCGAUGGUGCCUUCACCCGCUACCACUGGAGAGAGAUGCUCGAAUGCGUGCAAGCAGUGCAUGAUCACGACAUCGUUCACUCUGACCUAAAGCCUGCCAACUUCCUGCUCGUGCAAGGUCGGCUCAAGCUCAUCGACUUCGGCAUCGCCAAUGCCAUUGACACGGACAACACCUGCAACGUACAUCGUGACAGUCAUGUUGGAACGCCGAACUACAUGUCCCCCGAAAGCAUCACCGACACUAACGCGUCUGGUGAAAGGGACGAAGCAGGCCGACCGUUGAAGGACAUGCGUAUAGGCAAAGCCUCCGACGUUUGGAGUCUUGGCUGCAUCCUAUACCAGAUGUCUUACGGGCGUCCACCCUUCGCUCACAUUCAGAACCAGAUCAGCCGAAUCAUGGCCAUUACGAACCCGAAACACGUGAUUGAGUUUCCGGCCACAGGUUUUAACAACUCCUACCUCCCGCCUGCUCUCCGACUAACAUUAAGGAGGUGCCUGAACCGAGAUCCGGAGAUGCGUCCGAAGAUCACUGAGCUAUUAGGCGAUGCCGAUCCAUUUCUUAACCCGGAGACGGAGCGGAAGGAUGGCGCGGUGGCAAUGCAUGAAGGCAUGCUGUUGACGGUGAUAGAGAAGGUGGUGGCAAGAUGUAAGAAUGCACCGUUUCCGACCGAGGCGGAGGUCUUGGGGUGGCCGAAGACCUUUAUCAUGAAGGUGAGG